CUAAAGGGAAAUGGGCCUGUUGUGGUGUCAGGAACCAUUACAGGAUUGACUGAAGGCGAGCAUGGAUUCCACGUCCAUCAAUUUGGAGAUAAUACUCAAGGCUGUACCAGUGCAGGUCCUCACUUUAAUCCUCUAUCCAAAAAACACGGUGGGCCAAAAGAUCAAGAGAGGCAUGUCGGAGACCUGGGCAAUGUGACUGCUGGCAAGGAUGGUGUGGCCACCGUGUCCUUGGAAGAUUCUCUGAUCGCACUCUCAGGAGACCAUUCCAUCAUUGGCCGCACAAUGGUGGUCCACGAGAAACGAGAUGACUUGGGCAAAGGUGGCAAUGAAGAAAGUACACAGACGGGAAACGCUGGGAGUCGUUUGGCUUGUGGUGUCAUUGGGAUCGCCAAGUAAAUAUUCCCUAGGAUGUGAUCUGAGUCCUAAGUAGCUACUGUGUUAUCUUGCUAGUUGUAGAAAUUUAACUUGAUAAACAUUAAACACUGUAACCUUAAAAGUGUAAUUUGUGCGACUUUUUAAUUGCUUUAAGUACCUGUAAUGAGAAUUGAUUUAUGAUCACUUGGAAGAUUUGUAUAAUUUUAUAAAACUCCUAUUCAGUUAAAAUGUCUGUUUCAACGAUCUCUGUAUUUUGCCAGGCUUAAUAAUCAUAUAUGGGUAUUAAACUUAAUUGUCUGAAUUUCUUCAAUUCUCAUUCAAGCCCGCAAUAAAUACACCAUAUGGCACUGAA
Leptonychotes weddellii (Weddell seal) is the source of this 727-nucleotide messenger RNA. RefSeq names its product superoxide dismutase 1 (gene SOD1). Gene Ontology annotation, molecular function: copper ion binding. NCBI's taxonomy places the organism in Eukaryota, Metazoa, Chordata, Mammalia, Carnivora, Phocidae. Gene Ontology annotation, biological process: superoxide metabolic process. The record is from RefSeq and is a predicted model, not a curated record.